Centruroides sculpturatus (bark scorpion) is the source of this 2645-nucleotide messenger RNA. RefSeq names its product CCR4-NOT transcription complex subunit 10-B-like (gene Not10). The record is from RefSeq and is a predicted model, not a curated record. Lineage: Eukaryota; Metazoa; Arthropoda; Arachnida; Scorpiones; Buthidae. Gene Ontology annotation, biological process: mRNA catabolic process; negative regulation of translation. Gene Ontology annotation, cellular component: CCR4-NOT complex. Gene Ontology annotation, molecular function: protein binding. The coding region runs from base 135 to 2501 and encodes 788 amino acids. The transcript has 14 exons.
CUGUUUUUUGUAAUAUUCUGUAAGAUAUAUGCUGUCACAGGUUAUCCACACAAAAUUACAGUACUUACUUACUUAUCUUACUUUUCAUUAUUUUUAUUUUUUACCAGAAUAUAUAGAUUAUAUUUAUUAUAAAAAUGAGUGAAGCUGUUAAGGAUGGUGAAACUGAAAAGACCAGUAAUGUUACAACAGAUCAAGUGCCUCUGAUUCCAACAAUUUCUGAUCAAGAAAAAGAAUUAGCCAGUUUAUCUUACCAAGCCUUUGAAAAAGGAAAAUAUGAAGAUUGUCUUUUAUCUCUCAGUCAGUUAAUUGCUACUAGAUCAAAUGACCUUAAAGUUUAUCAUAACAAAGCAGUAGCUGAGUAUUAUUCUUCUGAUUUUAUAAACACAAAUGACUUCCAAAAAAUACUUGUUGAUAUUUGUAACCAGGCUCGAAUUAACAUUGAUAAUGUUGAAACUUUGGAGGAUGUAGAUCAUUGUAUAUUAUUUUUCAAUCAAGCCAUUAUUUUAUUUCAUCUUCAUCAAUAUCAUGCAACUAUUACAAUUUUAGAUAAAUUGUUUCAGUUUAUUGAACCUUUAGCUGUUAAGGAUGGUGAAACUGAAAAGACCAGUAAUGUUACAACAGAUCAAGUGCCUCUGAUUCCAACAAUUUCUGAUCAAGAAAAAGAAUUAGCCAGUUUAUCUUACCAAGCCUUUGAAAAAGGAAAAUAUGAAGAUUGUCUUUUAUCUCUCAGUCAGUUAAUUGCUACUAGAUCAAAUGACCUUAAAGUUUAUCAUAACAAAGCAGUAGCUGAGUAUUAUUCUUCUGAUUUUAUAAACACAAAUGACUUCCAAAAAAUACUUGUUGAUAUUUGUAACCAGCCUGAAAAAGCUUUAAGCUUGAUAAGUUACAUUGAAACAAUGUUGUUUGGAAACAACAAGAUUAAUGAGAGCAAAACACAGGCAUCAGAGAAAGAUAAAGAACAAGAAAAAGACAAAGAAAAGGAAAAUAAUAAAGAAUCAGAAACAAAAGAAAAGGAUACUGUUGAGAUAAAUCAAAAUGAAAUAUACAGGCCAAAACUACAACAUUAUAAAGCGAGAUGUUACAUAAUGUUGAAGUCAGCCAAAUUCUGCAAACGAGAAAUAAAAAGCUUAAUGAAUUCUGGAGUUAAUAUACCUGCUAUCUAUCUACGUAGUCAGCUGGAAUAUCUGAGAGGAAGUUAUCGCAAAUCAUUAAAGGUUCUGAAUACAGCCACAUCUUCUGGAACUGUUCGUCCCGUCAAAGAAACUGGAGAUAAUCUCACAGUCAUGUAUUAUAAUAAUAUAGGAUGUAUUCAUUUUUAUAUGGGCAAACCUCAUCUUGCAUCUUUUUACUUUAAUAAAGCAUUGAAAGAACAUGAUAAUGCCAUAGCAGAAUUAACUGAGGAAGAGGAAAGAGAAAAACUUUCUGUUCGUCCACUUCCAACUAUGAAUUUAAUGACAAGAUAUCAUCUCUUGUAUAAUUUGGGUAUACAAUAUCUUCAUAUAGGAUGCCCUGACAAAGCAUUCGACUGUUUAAUAGAAGUUGUGAGGAUUUAUCAUGUUAAUCCUAGACUUUGGUUGCGUCUUGCUGAAUGUUGCAUUCAGUUUACGAAACCUGAAAGUUCACUUGACUUUCAUUUAAAUGAACGGAAGAAGGACAUGGUACAAAAAGUUGUUGGCGGGGGUAUUCAUAGAAAAAUUAUCUUAUCACCGUAUCUUUCAAAUAAUUAUAAAAUUAGUGAUUUAGAUCAAACAUCAGCCAUGCCAACUCCAACCUUGGAGUUUGCAGCAUUUUGUCUUCGCAAUGCCCUUAUGCUUUUACCUGAAGAGCAGUCAUCUGGUAUGUCAAGUCAGGGAAGUGUUGGUGAUGAAUCAGAGGCAUUUCAUCCACUUGAUAAUAAUACUUCCAUUAUAGCUUUACCUUCUAAUCCUAUUCAAGGAAAUGAGAUUGCUUCCUUAAGAAAUUCUAUUCUUAUUGCAAGUUCUUAUGUUGCAUUAUGCUUAGGAGAUGUUGUUGUUGCUCUAAAGCAUGCUGAAACAUUACUUCUACAACCCAGAAUCUCUGGAGCUCAUAGAUUAUUAGCACAUUUGUAUGCAGCAGAAGCUUUGAUAUUGAUGGAUCAUAUUGCAGAAGCCAUUCAACAUUUGAAUCCAGAUCAAAUAAAGGAUGUAUCAUUUACAUUACCAUUUUCAUCUGAAGGUGAUUCCAAACCUAAUGACAAACCAGAAGAAAAUAAUAAAAUCUAUGGAAAUUCCCAAAACUGGUUGCCGAAUACAGUGAAUUCUGCAAGAAUGAUUAUGAUAUAUAACAUGGCAGUGGCAUAUACACUAAGAGGAGAAUUAGAGAAAGCAGGAGAAAAUUUACGUUUGGUUGGAGUUUCAAGAAGCUCAGGCACUGAUAUUCCUGUACAAGCUUUGAUGCUGGCUAUGUAUAUUCAGUUACAACAAGGUCAUGCCGAUCUUGCCAGGUCUAUAAUAAAACAGCAUUUACCUCAAUACAGAUAGUAUUAUUAUAUAUUAAUUUGUUGUAUAAUUUUUUCCGUUAAAAAUUAGUUAUAAAUAAAAUAUUAUUUUAUAUGUUCUUUAUUUAUCCUACAUCAUAUCUGCUGUGAAGCAAAAUAGACUGUACAACUGAUAUUUAAUUAAAAC